Molecule: messenger RNA, 339 nt
Organism: Oppiella nova
Lineage: Eukaryota; Metazoa; Arthropoda; Arachnida; Sarcoptiformes; Oppiidae
Source: the annotation of a GenBank genome assembly
AUGAAAAUGUCAUUUCAAAUGCCGAACCAACGACAGGAACAGCAGAGGAAUAAGAUAUUAGAAGACCUCCAGAAGAAACAACAGCUUCUGAAACAGCAGUCGAUUAGCGGACAGUCAUCGUCGGCGCCGCAGAUGACACCAAACACGACAUCCCUGACGCCGACCACCGGCGCCACCACUGCCACCGACACGGCCUCCACGUCCUCCACGUCCUCCGGGUCCAUGACAUCGACUCAGAGGGCGGCUCUUAAUCACGCAAACAAUAACUCUUUUGGCUUUUUUAUACCACAAGACUCUUCGUUCGGGAAUCUUAUUCUUCCGGUUUUGCCACGAUUUUAA